Messenger RNA from Anopheles nili, 3128 nucleotides. RefSeq names its product presequence protease, mitochondrial. Lineage: Eukaryota; Metazoa; Arthropoda; Insecta; Diptera; Culicidae. The record is from RefSeq and is a predicted model, not a curated record. Bases 22 to 3057 code for a protein of 1011 amino acids. Gene Ontology annotation, biological process: protein processing. Gene Ontology annotation, cellular component: mitochondrial matrix. The transcript is spliced from 2 exons. Gene Ontology annotation, molecular function: metal ion binding.
GCAAUAAUAAGAGGGUCUAUCAUGCUCCGACAGGUAUCAUCGAUGAAACGUGCAUUUUUCGGGCACCGGUGGCUAUCAUCAACACCGGCUCCAAAAAUAAAUCCGGCUAUACUAGCCAACAUUAAAGCUUCUGAUCGAUACAAGCCUGGUGAUAAGUAUAAUGGCUUCAUCUGCGUCCAGGCACAGUACAUCGCAGACUACAACAUGACCGCGUAUAUGUUUCAGCACGAAAAGACCGGGCUCGAAUAUUUGCAUAUAGACCGACAGGAUAACAAUAACGUGUUCUCGAUCAAUUUUCGCACAACGCCAUUCGAUUCGACGGGGCUGCCCCACAUUCUCGAGCAUAAUGUGUUGUGUGGUUCGCAAAGGUUUCCUGUCCGUGAUCCUUUUUUCAAGAUGUUAAACCGCAGCCUGGCCACGUUUAUGAAUGCAAUGACCGGACCGGAUUACACGCUGUAUCCCUUUAGCUCGACAAAUGAAACCGAUUACCGUAAUCUGCAGGCCAUUUACAUGGACGCUGCAUUCCGUCCAAAUCUGAAGUAUCUGGACUUUCUACAAGAGGGUUGGCGCCUGGAGCAUGCCGAGCUACAAAACCGACAAUCUGAAUACGUAUUUAAAGGAGUCGUGUACAACGAGAUGAAAGGCGCCUUUUCCGAAAACUCUGCGAUAUUCGGUCAAAAGUUCUUCAACAAGAUCUUACCGGAUCACACGUACGGCCACGUGUCUGGAGGCGAUCCACUUGAUAUUCCUCAACUUCGGCACGAGGAUUUGGUCAAUUUCCAUCAGAAGUACUACCACCCAAGUAACGCUCGCAUUUUUAGUUAUGGAAAUUUCAACCUGGAUAAAACGAUGGCGUUCGUUGACGAACAUUACCUGACGGACUAUGAACGCAUCGAUACUCGUUAUAGCGUGAUUCCGCCGCAAACUCGUUGGACGAAGGCGAAGAAAGAUCAUGUGCGCUGCCGUUAUGAUACUAUGGGUGCUCCGCUCGAGAAACAAAAUCAAAUCGCCAUCGGUUACUUGAUGACGGACAUUAAAGAUGUGUAUGAAACAUUUUUGAUGCAUAUACUCACGGAGCUCCUAGUGAAAGGACCGAAUUCAUUUUUCUACAAAAAUCUUAUCGAACCGAACAUUUCCGGCGGAUACAACCAGCUGACGGGAUUUGAUUCACACAUCCGCGACACGAUGUUUGUGGUGGGACUUCAGGAUUUGCCAGUGGAGGAUUUUGACAAGGUAUCCAAAAUAUUCGACCGCACGGUGGAAGAGGUAAUCGAAAAGGGGUUCGAGCAAUCGCACAUCGAAAGUGUACUCCACAGUAUCGAGCUCACAAUGAAGCAUCAGACAACCAAAUUUGGCCUAGGGUUGCUCUUCAACCUAACACCACUGUGGAACCAUGGUGGGGAUCUGAUACGAGCGAUGAAUGUUAGUGAGUCCGUUAAGAAAUUGAGAGAAAAUUUGGCGCAGAACCCAAAAUAUCUGCAACAGAAAUUGGAGUAUUACUUCCGUAACAACAGGCAUCGACUUACUAUGACAAUGUCACCGGACGAAAACUACGAGAAGAAUUUUAUGGCUGCCGAAGCUAAUAGCCUUAAGCAAAAGGUAGCCCAGUUGAACGAAACAGAUAAAGAUCGCAUUUACAGGGAAGGGAUCGACCUUUCGGACGCCCAAAAGGCACACCCCAACACGGACAUUUUGCCGUGUUUGAAGCUGAGUGAAAUCGAGAAAAAAAUUCCCGCAACAAACGUCGAGCAAACACUAGUGGCAAACGUGCCAACGCAACUCUGUCGCGUGGACACAAACGGCGUUGUGUACUUUCGUGGCAUUUUAGAUGUAAAUGGCUUGUCCCCAGAGCAGAAAUUGCUUCUUCCACUGUUCAAUACCAUCGUCACACAAUUUGGCACAAAGGGCAUAAACUACCGAGAGUUCGAUCAACUGAUUAGCGCGAAGACUUCGGGCAUUGGUUUCUCCACUCAUCUUGUAGAGAAUGUGCACAACAUGCAGCAAUAUGAAUUUGGGCUCUACUUCGGAACGUAUGCGCUAGAUAAAAACGUACCGGACAUGUUCGACAUCCUGCGGCGUAUAUUCAACGAACUCGAGAUGAACGAUGUCAAAAGAUUUGAAAUGCUACUAGAGAACUAUCUAUCGGACAUGUCCGUUGGCAUCGCACAAUCGGGCCACAUGUAUGCGAUGCAGAACGCAAAUGGAUUGGUUACAGAAUCGGGCCGUUUGAGGGAACGGUUGAUGGGCAUUGAACAUAUGUCGUUCAUGAAAGAUUUAGCACAGCGUCAUUCGGCGGAAGAAAUUCUUAACAAAUGCCGCUCUAUUGCAAAGCUAUUCGAAGAGUCCGGAAUGCGCUGCGCACUUAACUUUACGCCCACCUCGGAAGAUCAAGUGGUGGGCAAUUACAAGUCGUUCAUCGAAAACAUUGCAUUUCGAAGCACCGCUAAGGUGUGGAACGUUUCGGAACCGCUAGCGGAGGCCUCUUGUCGCCACACAAUCAUGAACAUUCCUGUUAACUAUUGCGCCAAAUCUAUUGUAGCUGUGCCAUAUACACAUCGCCAUUACGCACCACUCAAAGUGCUUGCAAAAUACCUUUCAGCCAAGUACCUACUCCCCGUCGUGCGAGAACAAAAUGGUGCGUAUGGCGCAGGAGCAAAGAUCACGUCGGACGGCUUGCUUAAUUUUUUCAGCUAUCGCGAUCCCAAUUCCCGUGUUACAUUAGAUGUGUUCGAUGAGGCAUUUGAUUGGAAUAUACGCACCAUCCCUCGGAUGGAUGAACAGACGCUGUUUGAAGCUAAAUUGGGCGUGUUACAACAACUGGACGUACCGAUUGCGCCCCGCGAGCGAGGCAUGGAUUUAUUCCGGCAAGGAAUUUCCGACGAGCUGUUCGGGAAACACCGAGCACAAGUAUUGGAUGUGAGCAAGGAUCUACUGUUGGAAGUCAACGAACGUUAUCUGAAACCAGGAGCCGUGGCAAUCGUCGGAAGAUCAGUGUUGGGACCAGAAAAUAAGUCUCUCCCAAAGCAGGGCGAACGAUGGACGACUUUUGUGUUGUAGAGUUAACGCCAUAGAAGCAUCGAAAUUAUAAAAAUGUACUUUUUUCAUUAAACUCCAUAUAUGUGGUAAAA